This is a messenger RNA of Pristis pectinata (smalltooth sawfish), 5508 nucleotides long. It is a transcript of the gene jam2a, whose product is annotated as junctional adhesion molecule 2a. The record is from RefSeq and is a predicted model, not a curated record. The transcript is spliced from 10 exons. Gene Ontology annotation, cellular component: cell surface; tight junction; protein complex involved in cell adhesion. NCBI's taxonomy places the organism in Eukaryota, Metazoa, Chordata, Chondrichthyes, Rhinopristiformes, Pristidae. Gene Ontology annotation, biological process: leukocyte tethering or rolling. The coding region runs from base 147 to 1031 and encodes 294 amino acids.
GCCUGGUGAAUUUCAGGACGGGAGAAUGGGAAAAAAACGGCUGGAAUCGUGAGCGGAGUCGGACAUCCUCAGCCUCUGCUCCCAUUCCCAUCCGCACCGGCUGCCGACGCUCGGGAAAAGUUCGGGAGCAGCAUUUCGUUUGAGGAAUGGCGAGGGUCGGUGUCUUUCUGCUGUUCCUAAGCUUCCUGGAGCUCAUCCAUCGAACCAGCGGGGUCAACAUUGUAUCUUCAAGCAGUGAUGUUGAAGUGAACGAGUUCGAAACGGCAACCCUGCGCUGCGAUUACAUCUUGGAAAAGGACACCAAGGCACGUCUGGAGUGGAAGAUGAUCAAAGGCAAACACAUCUCCUUCGUCUACUUUGAUGGAGCUCUUGUGGAUAAAUACAAGGACCGGGCGACCAUGAGUGGCUCCAGCAUCGUGCUGCGCAGGGUUACCCGGGCGGACACUGCCACUUACCGGUGCGAAGUGACCGCCACGAAGGACACGAGAAUCUUCGCCGAGGUCUCCUUCAAGCUUAUUGUCCUGGUCCCGCCAGCCAUUCCCACCUGUAAGGUUCCGAGCUCAGCGAUGUCCGGCUCAGAGGUCAAACUGGUCUGCGAGGAGACCGAGGGUUCCCCGCCCUCCGAGUACACCUGGUACAAAGACAACAGGGUUCUCCUGGAAACUCCGGCCAAGGACUCAACUGCAAACAACGUAUCCUACGUCGUGAACCGGAAGACAGGGAUACUGAUGUUUAACCCGGUGAGAAAGAGCAACAGUGGCUCGUACUUCUGCGAGGCUCAUAACAAAGUUGGCCGGUCGCAGAGAUGUUCCGUCAAGUUCAUGCAGAUCAAUGACCUCAACGUCAGCGCCAUUGUCAUCGCCGUGGUGAUCGUCACCUUUGUGCUGUUACUGUGUGGUCUCGGACUCUGCUAUGCUCGUAGGAGGGGCUACUUGGGAAAGAGACGAUCAACCACGUCAAAUGGAGCCAACCGCACUAACACUCCAGCUGCUACUGAAGACUUCAAACAUACCAAGUCUUUUGUCAUCUGACAGCAAGUGAAGAAUGGUGCAUCUGUGAAGAAUUCCAAACCACUUCUCAAAUCUGUAAAGAAUUAUUGCAUUCAGGACAAUGGGGUAGAUGUUGACUCUAUUCCUUCCAUUCUGCCCUCCAGCAUCUCCCUGAAUUCCUUUCCCGCCUUUAGUGGCCCUACCUUCAGCUGCCAGGGCCCAGAGGUAUGGAUUUCCCUCCCCGAACCCGUGGGCAUCAAUAUAAGCUGCCGUGAUAUCUGGUCUAGUUUAAUGGCAGUUUCUGUCAGAGCAGGCUCACUUGUGUUUACUGUAAGGUGAUGUACGACUGUUUACAAUAUUAAUUGCCAAUCAAAAGCAUUUUAAAUACCUGAUGCUUGACAUUGACAGGAAUUAAAAAUCAAGAGAGAUGUAAUCUUGGCUGCCAACUCAUUUUCCCCCAUUUUUGUCAUAGAGUCAUAAAGUAAUACAGCACAAAAACAGGCCCUUCAGCCCAACUCGUCCAUGCUGACUGUGUCUGCCCGCGUUUGGCCCAGAGCCCUCUGAACCUCUCCCAUCCACGUAAACCGAACAGAAUAGAUCUGCCCCAGUGAUAUACAGCCCAUCCCCUGGUAACGAACAGCUUCCAUUUUUACAGACAUCCAUUGGUCAAUUUUGUCCGUAAAUUGGAAGAUACUCAAAAAAUCACCACACGUCCACAGUAUUGUAGUGAAUGGCAUCAAAAGCAUAUAAAACUGAUAAGAAAGAACAAUUACUAAAAGACGAGAGAGAGAGGAAACUAGUUCUGCCGUUUGUAGGAAUGACUGUCCCUACAUAUGUCGGACUUUUGAAUUUAAUAUUAUGGGAGCUCAUUUAUAUGUACAGGUGACCAUAAGUCGGGUGUUUGCAACCCAGGGAUGACCUGUACUCAUAAGUAGCUUUGAAUGAACUGAAUACUUCACUGUGAGUGAUCUUUGCAGAAUGACUGGUUCAUAUCCUCGCAUAUAACUCUGCCAAUUAAUAAAAGGCAACUCCCACAGUGCCACACUCCUCUAAACGGUGUCCUGGCGCACAAGGAAAAGGGAUUUUUUUUUUCUGAAUAGUGACAAAACUGCAAGUGCUGGAAAUCUGAUGAGAGUCGGGAGCUGGGAUUUGCCAUUUACCUGAACUUUCACCAUUUUCCUGCUAACAUUCAUCUCCCAACCGGCAUCAGCAGAAGAUCAUCACAUUGCAGUUUGUGGGACCUUACUGUGUGUAUUGGCUGCAACAUUUCCUGUAUUCCAACAUAGGCUGUGAAGCAUUUAGGGGUGUCCUGAGCACAUGAAAGGUGCUAUAUAAAUGCAGGUUGUCUCUUCCAUUAGCCACAUGACAUCGGCUGAUAUAAAUCAGUCUCAUUAAACAGGGUUGUCGAUGACCCCUUAUAAUCCAGCCUUCAAAACCCAGAUAGCAUGUCAUUUAGAACAUAGAACAGUACAGCAUAGGAACAGGCCCUUCGGCUCAUGAUAUCUGUGCCAAACAUGAUGCUGAAUUAAACUAAUUCUUGUCUGCCUGCACAUGAUCCAUAUCCUUGCAUUCCCUGCAUAUUCAUGUGUUUAUUAACAGCCUUUUAAACACCACUGUCGUACCUGCUUCCACCACUCCCUCUGGCAGCUCAUGACAGAUGCGCACCACUCUGUCUUUAUAUUUUAAAAAAAAACUUGCCCUGCACAUCUCCUUUAAACUUUCCCCCUCUCACCUAAUGCAUGUCCUCUAGUACUUGACAUUUCUACCCUGGGGGGAAAAGUUCUGACUGUCUACCCGAUCUAAGCCUCUCAUAAUUUUAUAAACUUCUAUCAGGUCUCCCUUCAGACUCCGACACUCCAGAGAAAACAACCCCAGUUUGUCCAACCCCUCCUAAAUGAUCAUACCCUCUAAUCCAGGCAGCAUCCUGUAAACCACUUCUGCACCCAUUGCAAAGCCUCCACAGCCUUCCUGUAAUGGUGUGACCAGAACUCUACUCAAUACUCCAAGUGCAGCCUAACAAAAGUUUUAUAUAACUGCAACAUGACUUCCUGACUCUCAUACUCAAUUCCCCAACCAAUGAAGGCAAGUGUGCCGUAUGCCGCCUUUACCACUCUAUCUACUUGCGUGGCUGCUUUCAGUGAGAAAUACUUCCAUUGUUUUGAUGUUUAUUUAAAUCCAUGCCCCACAUUCAUUCUCAAUUCUGGUCAAUCCACCUGUAAAGAUAAACGCCUGUGUUUGUACACUGGCAGUUUUCAAAUAGUGGAAACAGUGGCAGCCAAUUUGAGCACAGUGUGCAAUAUUGACCAGAUAAUCUGUCCCUGUGAGGUAGUUUAAGUGGUAAGUAUUUGCCAGAUCCAUCAAAGAGGGUGAUGGCACCUCUGUCUAAUGUCUCACCCAAGCACAGCAACGCUGGAAUUCUGUGUGACUGAUCCUGAAAACCCAGUCUUGCUGUUUGUAGAGAGGGUAGAACCCACAACAGUGAGGCAACAUAGUAAGAACAACUAUGUCCUCCAAAGUCCCCCAGCCUCGAACUUUUCGAAAAGUCUCAUGUGAUCUAUCUUCAAGUGUCAUGACAUCUGAAUUGUAUAUUUUGUUUUCCUAUAAACCUAUUGAUUCACAAACAAGUUAAAAGUCACAGAACACCAAGGAACAUUUUGUUUCUAACAAUGAUACUAGAUGGGAAAGACCGCAUGUGGGGAAAUGCGAAAUCCUUCACUUUGAAUUUUAGAGACAAUUUUGUUAAUUUUUUACCAUAUAUAGUGACAAAGCUGUGGAUAAUUUGCACAAAUCAUUGAAUGCUAAUGCACAGGUGCAAAAAUGAAACAAAAAAAGCCAGUAAAGCAUUAUUUUUUUAUCUCAAAGUGGGGUGCGUGAAUUCAGGAGUGUUGCUUUGAUUGGACAGAGCCUUAAACAGAUUCCAUAUAGAGUCCAGAUGAAGGAUCUCGACCCGAAACGUCGACUGUCCAUUGCCCUCCACGGAUGCUGCCUGACCCGCUGAGUUCCUCCAGCAUCUCGUUAUUUGCUCUAUGUAGAUACUGCGACCAAUUUUGGACGACAUUGGAUUUCUAAGAAUGACACAGGGCUUAAAUGGUUGCAUAAAUUUAGUUUGUAUUUGCCUAAGUGGGUUAAAAGAAUGUUAUGAGAUGGUUCAAAAUGUAAAAGGAGUGUGAUGGAGAGCUACGGACCAUUCCCUUUUAUUUCUAGGUGCAUGGGAAUCAAAAAUUAAGAAUACAGAUAGAUUAUUCAGGAUGGAAUGUGUUUGCAGAUGGUUGGUGGUAAGAAUCUCAGAAUCUGAUUUAUUAUCACUGUCUUAUAAUGUGAAAUUUGUUGUUUUGCAGAAUGCUGGGUGAAUUGUGGUUUUGAGGGCAGAAGUUAAUUUUUAGGAGUUGGGAAAUGGGGCAAAGGGUAAAUCAUUGAACAAUGGACAGGCUUAAGAGGCUGAAUGGGCUACGCAUAUUACAUUAAAGCUCUCACCCUAUUAUUUGGCUGAAUUGUAGAUCAAUAGCUACGGAUGUUGAAGCCAGGUACUUGAAUCUGGACUGGCAUUGGAUCACUCUUGUACCUAUCCUGUAUGGAAAUGUUCUAUUGUCUGCUUCUGAUAACCACCGUCACAUUUUGCAGAAGUUCUUAAUUUUGUCUCUCAACCUCCAUGACUGCCAUAAAUUGUACAGAUGUGAUUUCUAAUUGACCGUAACCUAUAUGUGAGAUCAAAGGCAGGGACAUCUUGUGUUGGGUGUAUCCCAAGGUUAUCAACAGCUUGUAUUAUCUUUUUGGAAUCCUGAUGUCCCAUUGGUAUAUGAGAAUUUUUCAGUUUUUGCAGUGGCCCUUGAAUGUAUCAGUGUUGGCAAUGAUCCUGCCCUGAAACAGAACAAUAUUCCCAAGAGAAAUCUCCACAGUAUCAGUAUUCACAGGGAUUCUCAGAAAUAUCAGUAUUUACAGGGAAGACCCCUAGAAUGUAACACUAUGUCCAGAGGGCCCCUAGGAAUUGACAAGGAGAAUCCUUCAGAAGUAUCAGUAUUUGCAUAUAGUUCCCCAGGAUUAAGAGUAUUUGUUUUUUAUAUAUCUGAGUGAGCUCGGAUAUAUGCAAGUAUCUACAGGAGAAUUGUCAGUAUUUGCAGAGGUAUCUACACUGCAAAAUUCAAACCUUUGUAAUGAUAGGUUUCUUAUAUGGGUCCUUCAACAAAUUGCCUGUCAUUUUUAUUUAAUGCAGGUGGGUCUUGUAUAUUUCCAACAUUUUCUCCAUUUUAUUAAAUAAGAACUAUUUGAAUGCAAGCCCCUUUUAUAUUUUAGGUGUUUGGGGUUAUGUAACUUGAAAUUGAGAUAACUUAUGUUGCUGUGCAUAAUACUUAACAGUUUUAAAAAAAAUUUAGAAGCACAUCUUGCAUUUUAACUUGAUGUUUAUCUGCUAAUGAACUCAUUGACCUUAUUUCGAACCUACUGUACCCUUUGACACUUGUUUUUCUCUUUAACACAAAUUAAACUCUUAUCUGGAACUUCCAGAUGUUGGUCACUGUGUGAA